AGACAACGUCAGCGCUGUGGAGAUUGAUGUCAGAAAGGUUGGAAACUGCAGCUGUGAACCAUUUGUGUUUGUAGAUGGUGGUUGCAAGCAUCUCGUCUCACUUACUACAGGCUCUGCUAUGACUGUGGAUGUGAGUCUGUGUGACUGUACAUAUGGCAUCCCAUGUAAAGACAACAGGUGGCGCUCUGAUGGAAUACAUCAGAGCCCCCAGGUCAAAGUACACGAUUGUAGGGGAAGCUAUACGUUAUGUCGUCCCUGGACAUAUGCAAUGUUCAAUAGGCUGUAGAGGUCCAGCCUGCAAAUAUGACAACCCAAAUUACUGGAGUGAUAACCAACAGGCCAUAACAGGCCUCUACUCAUCAUGGAUCACUGAUCAUCUUCUGGCAAUGUCCAGACCCUCAACAGAAAUCAUUAAGAAGUAUCACAUCAUCGAUCAAUUCAGAAGGUAUAGACAAUUUUGUUUUCAGCAGCUUCCUGACUACGAACACACAGCACCUGAGGAGACGAUAAUAAUGCAUUUUUCAUGUCUCUGUUUGUGUGUGUGUGUGUGUGUGUCAAGGGAUGGUAUUAAAACAGUGAUCAACCUACAGAUACCUGGUGAACACGCCAGCUGCGGAAACCCUCUGGAGCCAGAGAGCGGCUUCUCAUACCGCCCAGAGGUCUUCAUGGAAAACAACAUUUAUUUCUACAAUUUCGGCUGGAGUGACUAUGGAGUGGCCAACCUGACAACGAUGCUCGACAUAGUGAAGGUCAUGGCCUUCGCCCUGCAGGAGGGAAAGAUAGCAAUCCACUGUCACGCUGGCCUCGGCAGAACAGGUGUGCUGAUAGCAUGCUUCUUGGCCUAUGCUACCAGGAUGACUGCUAACCAGGCUAUUCUGUUUGUUCGUGCUAAACGGCCCAACUCCAUCCAGACCCGAGGCCAGUUAGGAUGUGUCAGAGACUUUGUCCAGUUCCUUGCCCCUUUGAGGCGUGUGUUUUCCUGUGCUGAGCCCCGAUUCAACUCAGUCACCCUGUCCCAGUACCUGAACCGCCAGAGACACAUAUUGCAUGGCCAUGAGAGGAAGGAGCUGAGGCACCUGCCAAAGAUCGUCCGGCUAGUGUCUAGGCUGCUGUUGGACAUCGCAGAGAAUCGACAAGUGAUAGAGGAAGACAUUCUGGUGGCCCCUGAUGUUGAAGACAUAGAGAUGACUCUGAGCGUCAUUGAGAAGAUGGGCCCAGAGUAUUUUUUAAAGGAACCCCGCUUACCAGGUGCGCCCACAUUACCAAGGCAUUUUCACGAACCACCCAUUUUCUACCAUCGCAAAAGUCUGAGCUACAGUGAGUCUGACUUGACACGACUCGGCUCACAGUUAGGUCCCAUGUCACGGAGCAAUGUUGAAAUGUCUUUUUCUCCACCGGACCAGGCAAUCCAUAUUAAAGGUUGUGAAAGCAACAUGUCUGACUUUUCACACGGCUCAACAGGCUCACUCUGGCAAAUCAAGAAUUCAGAAAACCAAAAAGAUGGAUCCCGUCUACUGCAGAACGCCCAGCAGAGCACCAUCCAGCGUACUGGGUCUGUGGGAAACAAUGACUUUACCAAAAAAGGUAGCUUUUUAUCCAGGUGGAAUGUUGAGCAGAGGGACGGAGUAGUAAUGCAUGGGAAGAAGCCUGGAGAUAAGAGAGAAGAGGAGGUAUCAGACGUGCCCUUCAUCACCCUGCAGUCGGAGCUGUCCCCGGAGGCCCGGAGGCUUCUAUUGGCUCAGGCCCUGGCAGUGGACUUUUGUCUUGAUGGUGGAGAAGAGCAUAAGAGCAGCAUCCUCGCUUGGCAGGCAGAAUUGAACCUGGGAGGUGGCUGGGAGAGGCUGUGCAUGGAGCGGGACCCCUUCAUACUCACUGGGCUCAUGUGGUCCUGGCUGGAGCAGCUCAAAGAGCCGGUCAUCUCCAUCCAGGAGGCCAAAGCCCUGGACCCCAACAACACUGACGCUCAAACUGUCCUCAACACACUGGACAAGGCCUGUUUACAAACAUUAACUUGCAUACUAGAUUGUAUGGCUCAUAUGCAGCAGAUACCAGAAGAGGUUGAAAAUGCUUUCCUGAAUCGUACAAUCAAGGCUUUCACCUGGAUGAGAAAUAUCUCAGAAGAUGAUAGCAAAGUGUACGAGUCCAUGAUUGCAGUCCUAAGAUGUGUCCUUGAGGACAUGAGGAGAAUCGCCAAAGAACAGGAAGAGAUGCAAGCAUUGAGUCCAACAUUUUCCUACACUUAAAUAUAUUUACUACCAGUCAUGCAUGCACUGCCUGGACUUCCAUGUGGACGCAUGAAGGAGGAAAGGAUGCUUUUGUGCCUUAAGGAUUAAAUGUGUAAUAAUAAUAACAGCUCUUUAAAUAUA
Messenger RNA from Gymnodraco acuticeps, 2366 nucleotides. RefSeq names its product protein tyrosine phosphatase domain containing 1b (gene ptpdc1b). Gene Ontology annotation, molecular function: protein tyrosine/serine/threonine phosphatase activity. Gene Ontology annotation, biological process: protein dephosphorylation; cilium assembly. The transcript is spliced from 9 exons. The record is from RefSeq and is a predicted model, not a curated record. Lineage: Eukaryota; Metazoa; Chordata; Actinopteri; Perciformes; Bathydraconidae. Bases 153 to 2243 code for a protein of 696 amino acids.